Molecule: messenger RNA, 3953 nt
Organism: Fundulus heteroclitus (mummichog)
Lineage: Eukaryota; Metazoa; Chordata; Actinopteri; Cyprinodontiformes; Fundulidae
Gene: grm6b
Product: glutamate receptor, metabotropic 6b
Exons: 11
Coding region: 529-3231 (900 amino acids)
Biological process (GO): G protein-coupled glutamate receptor signaling pathway; regulation of synaptic transmission, glutamatergic
Cellular component (GO): membrane
Molecular function (GO): adenylate cyclase inhibiting G protein-coupled glutamate receptor activity
Source: RefSeq, a predicted model, not a curated record
UUCACAGACAGCUGCAUGAUAAUCCCAAUCUGAGGCCAUUAGAGCGCAGAGAGAGGGAGCGAGGCGAGGGUUCACCAGAGGGAGGGAGGGAGGAGGGACUGCGCCGGACAGAGGCGCGCAACGGCUGGGAAAAGAACGGCAGAAAGAGGAGCUUUUAAAGGAUUUGGCAGUGAUUUGUAGAUUCUCGUGCUGUGAUGCUGCACUUCCCUCUGCUUAUGCCAGGAUGUCAUACUCUGAGGCCUCAGGAGUCUUCUCCAUUUAGUCUUUUAAAAUAGCACCUGUUUCUUUUUUUAGAACUUGUUUUUAGGUGUUUGCUUUUUUUAAUUUUUAAUUAUUGCACAAAAGAGAAAGUCUGAGAUGACAGAACCUUGAGUCUGGGUGCAGUUCAACGUAUCUGGACCAUGGUUGGGGGCCAGGCUGGAGAAUUUCACGGGAGGGAGAAAAUGAAGACUGGUCCAUGAAGAAUGGGCAGGUGCCAAAGGUAGAAAGAGUAGCCCGGUGCUGUCGGUGCCGCUGCUGGUCAUCACCAUGACACCGGAGGCCUGCUCGUACCGUCUGUUCGUCUGUCUCAGUUUGUCGCUCAAGUCCCACCGAUGGCUUCGCAUGCUGUGGGCUCUGCUGCUGGGCUUCGGCCCCGUUUCACUGGCGCAGCAGGGCAACCAGCCUCAAUCCAUCAAGAUCGAGGGCGACAUCACCCUGGGGGGGCUCUUCCCGGUGCACUCCCGAGGGCCUGCCGGCGUCCCCUGUGGGGAGAUCAAGCGAGAGAAGGGAAUCCAUCGACUGGAAGCCAUGCUGUACGCCUUGGACCAGAUCAACAGUGACCCCGACCUGCUGCCCAACAUCACGCUCGGAGCCCGCAUCCUGGACACGUGCUCCAGGGACACGUACGCCCUGGAGCAGUCGCUCACCUUCGUCCAGGCCCUCAUCCAGAAGGACAACUCGGACGUGCGCUGCUCGAACGGAGAGCCGCCCAUCAUCCCCAAACCGGAGAGGGUGGUCGGAGUGAUCGGAGCGUCCGGCAGCUCCGUCUCCAUCAUGGUGGCCAACGUGCUCAGGCUGUUCGCGAUCCCCCAGAUCAGCUACGCCUCCACCGCCCCGGAGCUGAGCGACAACAGCCGCUACGAGUUCUUCUCGCGCGUGGUGCCCCCGGACUCCUACCAGGCCCAGGCCAUGCUGGACAUCGUCAAGGCCAUGGGGUGGAACUACGUCUCCACGCUGGCCUCCGAAGGCAACUACGGGGAGAGCGGCGUGGACGCCUUCCUGCAGAUUUCCAGAGAAGCAGGGGGGCUGUGCAUUGCUCAGUCCAUAAAGAUCCCCAGAGAGCCCAGACGGGGCGAGUUUGACAAAAUCAUCAAGAGACUAAUGGAGACUUCCAACGCGCGCGGGGUUAUCAUCUUUGCUAAUGAGGAUGACAUCAAACGGGUGUUGCAGGCUGCAAAAAAAGCCAACCUGACAGGCCAAUUCCUUUUUGUUGGAUCCGACAGUUGGGGGGCCAAAAGCUCUCCCAUCGAAGAUCAGGAGGAGGUGGCAGAAGGAGCGGUCACUAUCCUGCCGAAAAGAGGCUCCAUUGAUGGGUUCGACCAGUACUUCACUUCGAGGUCUCUGGAAAACAACAGAAGAAACAUCUGGUUUGCAGAAUUCUGGGAGGAUGACUUCAAGUGCAAGCUAACUCGACCGGGCAUAAAAUAUGACCCCGACAGACGAAAAUGCACAGGAGAGGAAAGAAUCAGUCAGGACUCCCAGUAUGAACAGGAGGGCAAGGUGCAGUUUGUCAUCGACGCUGUGUACGCCAUGGCUCACGCGUUGCACAGCAUGCACAUCGACCUCUGUCCUGGCUCCAUGGGUGUCUGCGAGAAGAUGGACCCCGUGGAAGGACGGAUGCUCCUCCAGUACAUUCGCUCCGUGAACUUUAAUGGCAGCGCAGGAACUGCAGUGAUGUUCAAUGAGAACGGAGACGCUCCUGGUCGGUACGACAUCUUCCAGUACCAAAUGUCCAACGUCAGCUCACCGGGCUACAGGGUUAUCGGCCAAUGGACGAACCACCUGCGACUUAAUCUGGAGGAGAUGCAGUGGUCAGGAGGCGAGCGUAAGAUCCCAGAGUCCGUGUGCAGCUUCCCCUGCGAGCCCGGCGAGAGGAAGAAGAUGGUAAAGGGCGUUCCCUGCUGCUGGCACUGCGAGCUCUGCGAUGGCUACCAGUUCCUGCUGGACGAGUUCACCUGUGACAUGUGCCCGUUUGACAAGAGGCCCCUAAAGAACCGCACAGGCUGCCGGCCCACACCCAUCAUCAAGCUGGAGUGGAGCUCACCCUGGGCCAUCAUUCCCGUCUUCCUGGCCAUACUGGGAAUCCUGGCCACCACCGGAGUCAUCGCCACCUUCGUCCGAUUCAACGACACGCCCAUCGUUCGGGCGUCGGGCAGGGAGCUGAGCUACGUGUUGCUGACGGGCAUCUUUCUCAUCUACCUCAUCACCUUCCUCAUGAUCGCGGAGCCCAGUGUGGGUGUGUGCGCCAUACGCAGGCUGCUGCUGGGUCUCGGGAUGUGCAUCAGCUAUUCCGCGAUGCUCACCAAGACCAACCGGAUCUACCGCAUCUUUGAGCAGGGCAAGAAAUCGGUCACGCCGCCCAAGUUUAUCAGCCCCACGUCUCAGCUGAUCAUCACCUUCAUCCUCAUCUCGGUGCAGUUACUGGGGGUGUUCGUUUGGUUUGGCGUGGUGCCCCCUCACACUACCAUUGACUACGAGGAGCUAAAGCCUCCAAAUCCAGAGUUUGCACGGGGGAUCCUGAAGUGUGACAUGUCCGACCUGUCCCUCGUACUGUGUCUGAGCUACAGCAUCGUGCUCAUGAUCACCUGCACGGUGUACGCUAUAAAGAGCAGGGGAGUCCCGGAGACCUUCAACGAGGCAAAGCCCAUUGGCUUCACCAUGUACACCACCUGCAUCAUCUGGCUGGCCUUUGUCCCCAUCUUCUUUGGAACAGCACAGUCUACAGAGAAGAUGUUCAUCCAGACCACCACCCUGACCGUCUCCAUGAGCCUGAGCGCCACCGUGUCCCUGGGCAUGCUUUACAUCCCCAAGGUCUACGUCAUCAUCUUCCACCCGGAGCAGAACGUCCAGAAGAGGAAGCGCAGCUUCAAAGCCGUGGUGCAGGCAGCCACCGUGUCCACACGCCUGUCCCAGAAGGUCAGCGACAAGCAGAACGGCGAGUCCAAGAUGGAGCCGGACAGGUCUCAGUGACGGGAAAUUGACGUUUGAGCGGGAGCAUCAGUUGUUUUUGACUGCAGCGUCUGCUUUCUAUCCUUCAAACUGUGGACCAAAGUACCUGCAAAUGUGGAGGUGCAUUAUGUUUCUUUUUACAACUGUUUAGAAAACUUUACUCCACCUGAAGGGAAGCACGAAAGAAAGGAAAGCCCAGGUGACACACACACAUCCAAAGGACUGGAAUAAUGCUGAGCAACAAUGGAAUAAAUGUAAAAAUUGUUUUUUUUUUAUCAUAUCUGUUUGUUUUUUUUGUACCGUCCUCAUACACUUCCAGUCUAAAGUUUACAUACUCUCAUCAUGGUCCUGGAGGUUGUGUUAAUGACUUUUUUUUUUUUUUUUUUUUUGCGUAUUACGCUGCCUGGCCAAAUAAAAAGUCGGCACCUAAAAAAAAGGUCACAUAUGAUAACGUUGCGUUGGACCACCUUUAGCUUUGAUUACAGAACACGUUCAUUGUGGCAAAUAGCUUCUGCAAUGUCACAAGAUUUAUAUCCAUCCGCUGUUGCCGAAUUUCCCCAUUUUCGGACAAUUAUGGUUUUUCUAUUCUAUUCUAAUUUUACACUAAGGUCUUGUAUUAAAGAUGGGAGGAUCCGUCUCCUGUGCAAAGCCUUUUAGAGCGCAUCCCAUAGAUUGCCAGUGGGGUAAAGGUCUGGACUAGCCUGGGUGCCAUUCUGAACUUAGUCCCGCCCACGACGUUUGAG